UAGAGUGGAUCGAGCGAGUAUAUAAUGAAUUUAAUAAUAGCAUUUCAUAGUUUAAAAUAUUUAAAAGAAUUCAUUAACAUGGUGCUUAGCGAUCAUAUUGCUAUUUGACAGCAUCGGAACACAAUAAGUUUGAGUUUUUUCUCUACACACGGUAUGAAAUAGUUGACGUACUCACUCUCGCAGUGUGUACAUAAGAUUCAAACCCAAAAUUUAGCGGUCGCCACCUGUGGGAUUGGCUUUCCAUAUUUAGCGUUAUGGGAGAGCAGGCCUUGCGUGUAUUGGCCUGUGGGGACGUGGAAGGAAGAAUUAAUGCUUUAUUCAACCGCGUGAGGACCAUUCAGAAGAAGAGCGGGCAGUUUGAUUUGCUGCUCUGCGUUGGAGAUUUCUUUGGUUCGUCUGCAGAGGCUCAAGCAGAGUGGGAGGAGUAUAAAUCGGGAGCGAAGAAAGCCCCCAUUCACACUUAUGUGCUUGGGGCUGCAAGCUAUGACACGGUCAAGUAUUUCCCCAGUGCAGAUGGAUGUGAGUUGGCUGAGAACAUCAUCUAUCUGGGCCGCAGGGGGAUCUUCACCGGCGCGUCUGGGCUCCAGAUCGCCUACGUGAGCGGGCGGGAAGCCCGGCAGGAGCCUGCGCCGUCACACUGCUUCUCCCCCAAAGAUCUGUCCGCCCUGGUCGAGCCCCUGGUGUGCAGCUCCAAGUUUAAAGGGGUGGACAUCCUGCUCACGUCCCAGUGGCCUCAUGGUGUCUGGCAGUAUGGCAACAACCCUGAAGUGGAUCCAAGGUAUUGUGGAGUGUCCUCUAUCGCCAGCCUUGCGUACCAGCUGAAGCCACGCUAUCACUUCGCAGGUGUGGAGGGAGUCAACUACGAGAGGCUGCCUUACAGGAACCACCUAGUCCUUCAGGAGAAUGCUCAGCACGUUAGUCGGUUCAUUGCACUCGCUACAGUCAACAAUCCUGCCAAGAAGAAGUAUCUAUAUGCUUUCAACAUCGUUCCCAUGAAGAACAUGGACCCUGCAGAACUAGUUAAACAACCCCAGGACGUCACAGAGAAUCCCUACAGAAGACCUGUCAAGGAUGGACAGAAACCUAUCCAUGCAGCUGAGGAGCCAGCGUCUCAGUAUUUCUUUGACCUGAAAAAGAAGCCACAGGGGGCAGGGGGGGGGCAGGGGCAGGAGCUGGGCAGGAAGAGGCAGUCGGAUGGAGACAGCUUUCCAGAUAGACAGCACCACCAGCAGCCCAAACAGCCACGCAAGCCCCCUCAGCCUACCGGGCCCUGCUGGUUCUGUCUGGCCAGUCCAGAGGUGGAGAAGCACCUGGUUGUCAGCAUCGGAACACACUGUUAUCUGGCCCUGGCCAAAGGCUGUCUGACCCCGGACCACCUGCUCGUGCUGCCCAUUGGCCACUACCAGUCGGUGGUGGAGCUGGCGUCCGAGGUGGUGGAGGAGCUGGACAAGUACAAGAGCGCCGUGCGCAAGUUCUACAAGAGCCUCGGCAAACGCUGUGUGCUCUUCGAGAGGAACUACCGCAGCCAGCACCUCCAGCUACAGGCAGUCCCAGUGCCGCUGGAUAAAUGUGCUACGGAGGACCUGAAAGAAGCCUUCAUGGUGCAGGCACAAGAGCAGCAAAUUGAGCUCAUGGAAAUUCCAGAACACACAGAUCUGAAGCAGAUUGCUCCUCCUGGGACUCCGUACUUCUAUGUGGAGCUGGACUCAGGAGAGAAGCUCUUCUACAGGAUAAAGAAGAACUUCCCCCUGCAGUUCGGACGAGAGGUGUUGGCCAGUGAGGCGGUGUUGAACAUCCCAACGCGGGCCGACUGGAAGGACUGUAAAUACACACGCGAAGAAGAGGAGGAGCUGACCAAACAGGUCCGCGGUCAGUUCCAGCCGUUUGACUUUACCAUGGAGGACUGACCGCACUUACUGCCCACCAUCUUACGACACGGACUCCACCCACUUCGCUCACCGCCCUCACUUCCUCUCCAAACAGGAACCUGGAGGUCUCCUCUGAAAAAGACUCUUUUCUAUUUUUUACUAUAGAGGAUUGACCAGUCCAGCACACACACUGACCUCUGACAAGUCUCUUCCCUCAGUGUUGAUCUCUGAAAGAGACUAUUGCCUGGCCCCACCCUCAGGUCCUCCCUGCCCUCUGGAGUUUUACUUUACUCUUCAUCAGCUUGGGGUGACUUCCUUAUUUUUUUUUCUCAUUUUUUUUUUUCUGUGGGGGUGGUAUUCAUGCUCUGUGUUUCCUGUCUUUCUCCCAUCGCCAUCUAUCUAAAUUGAUUCUUCACUGUCCUCGAUUAAAAGACUAUUAGCGUAGAGGAUUGACCGACACACACAAGACGGACCUUCCUCUCCAUAAUCCCCCCCCCUUAUGACACCUCUGUUCCCCAUGUCCUGCCAUUCUCAUGCAUCUUAAAUUGACCCUUUCUUUGAGGAAAGAAAAAGUAGUUUUAGUACUACAUGAAAAUUGACAACACCACUCUUGAUGAUUUAAGCACUUCUGAUUUUUAGGACACUCAAUUAGAAAAAGGCUCUGUUCUGUGCUUCAGUUAAAUGGUUACACAUUUGUGGUUCCACCUGCUGUGCGUGUGCGUGUACGUGUGCGUGUGUCAGGACAGGGAAGCACUUUGGAUAAACUUCUGAAGUUUGCUUACAAAAAGGACCCCAAAACUGCCCAUAUAAGGAAAUCCUGGUGCCAUCUUUGCCCAUAUAAGGAGAUCCAGAUCUCAUUAUUUGGGCGGAGAUGGCAGCUUUGGGUCAUUUUUGUAGGUGAAUUUCAGGCAGGUCCUUAAGGCUGUUUUAGGCUUUAGAUAAUCGACUGGAAUGGCUGACACCUGAACUGCACAGGAUCUGUUUGUGGUUCCUGUCCCUGAAAUGAAAGUCUUAUCUUUCUGUUUCUCUUUCUCACUCUUAUUGUUUUUUUAAUUUUUCUUUGUUUGUUUGUUCGUCUGUUGAAUGGGAGAAAAUAAGGGAGGUUAAAUGAGGAUGAUUGGAAUCUGGUACUUUCAACUUCAGAGUUUCCUGUUUUACAGUGUGUAGGCUACAAGGUCAAAAGGUCAAAUAAAGCACUGUUUGGGUGGGUGGAUCGGGGGCAUUAAGAUGGAGUAGAGUUGCCCUGUCCUUCAACACAGCUGGGUGGGUAGGUGGGGGCAUUAAAAUGGAGUGGAGUUGCCCUGUCUUUCAACACAGCAGUUUGUCUGAAGAAAGCGGUUUGCCUAAAAAUAAUUGUAGUCACUGAUGUCAUUACAAAUUUAGCCACUGAUUGAUUGGCUGUUUAUUUUUUAUUAAAUUUAAAUAUUUUUUGUCAUUUUCUAUUCUAGACACAAUUGUUUUUAUUGGUCUUUUCUUGGUUUUAAACUUAUUUUUGAGGUGUGGACAUUCACAUCAUUUUUUUUGUUGUUGUUUGGUAAGACUGUAAGGGUUUUGUACAUUUUCUUCAUCAUUAAAAUACCCCUUUGAAUGUA
Molecule: messenger RNA, 3460 nt
Organism: Alosa alosa (allis shad)
Lineage: Eukaryota; Metazoa; Chordata; Actinopteri; Clupeiformes; Clupeidae
Gene: cwf19l1
Product: CWF19 like cell cycle control factor 1
Exons: 17
Coding region: 255-1907 (550 amino acids)
Biological process (GO): mRNA splicing, via spliceosome
Cellular component (GO): post-mRNA release spliceosomal complex
Molecular function (GO): RNA lariat debranching enzyme activator activity
Source: RefSeq, a predicted model, not a curated record